Olea europaea var. sylvestris is the source of this 1643-nucleotide messenger RNA. RefSeq lists its product as uncharacterized. The transcript has 6 exons. Gene Ontology annotation, molecular function: deSUMOylase activity. The record is from RefSeq and is a predicted model, not a curated record. NCBI's taxonomy places the organism in Eukaryota, Viridiplantae, Streptophyta, Magnoliopsida, Lamiales, Oleaceae. Bases 25 to 1488 code for a protein of 487 amino acids. Gene Ontology annotation, cellular component: nucleus. Gene Ontology annotation, biological process: protein desumoylation.
CCUAAGACAUCAGAUCGACCAUCUAUGUCUAGCCAUCUACAUUCAUCCAAGACAGCUAGACGACCCCCACCUUCUUAUGACUAUAUCACUCAUAUAAUAAAACAAGAAAUAAGAGGUGUUGAAGAGAGGCUCCGAGGCGAGAUGUCAGAUCGCUUCGAUCGAGUAGAAAGGAAAAUUGAUUUAUUUCUCCAAUUGGCUGGACAAGGUGGAGUUCAGUCGGAAAGAAGCAAAUUUGAUGAUCGUGCUUUUAGUAAAGGCAAUCAACAGAACAAAGAGACAAGAGAGCGAGAUGAGGUAAUUAUUGAAGAAUGCUUUCAUGAAGAAGUCACACCGAAUAAGCAAUCUGAGGCUUUUCCUACAUAUGAUGAUGGAUUUCUGCCAGAUCCUUCAUCUGCUAUAGUUUUGUACCAACAACGGCCUUUAGUCUGGACUGAAGAGACCUUUCGAACCGAGGAAGCUCGACAAGAUGAUGUCACAGAGAAGGUGGCUAGGACAAAAGAGGAUUCAAACAUAUCUAACAAAGAUGAUUAUGAGAAGCCUUCGACAUCUUCGCAUGUUUGCCAACCUAGUAAUGAAAUCAUUGUCAUCGAGGAUCCGAAUUCUGAAUUGCCUGUAGGAAGGGGGCAUCGAGUUAAAAGAAGAGCAGCCUUGCUGCUUUCUCCAUACACUAAUCCCUUAAAGAGGAGAAAAUUGUUGAACAUUCAAGCAUAUGACCCUUUAAGGGAAGUAGAUCCUGCAAAAGUUGAAGACCUCAACAAGUGGUUGGCAAAUGCAUCCACAAGUGAUACAGUAACCUUGGCUAUCUGUGAAGUGCGAAGGAAAUUCUUUGAUGAACUAUUGAAAGAUGACGGGUGGCUUAUCGAUGAUCAUAUCGACUCGGCCUUAUACCACAUUAGGGAAAGGGCAGUGACAUAUCCACAUAUAUUUCAGCAAGAUUGUGCUAUAUUGGAUUGUUAUUUUUGGCAACUUGUGAAAAAAGCCUACCUAAAAAUGGGUGCACGUAAAAAGAAAAAUGGUAACUAUGUAUUUGACCAAGAGCUCGUCGAUUAUGUUGAAGGGGCUUCACCGGUGCUCGGUAAACACUGGAGUAACUGUAAAUUUUUGUAUGUUCCUUACUGUGUACCGGGUUCUCAUUGGUUUGCACUGAAGAUUGAUUUGACGGAGCGAACUAUUUACAUUUACGAUAGUUUGCCAAAACACAUCCGCGCUGCUCAGCUGGCCGAAUGCAUGAAACCUAUUCAAGUGGUAAUUCCCUUGUUGAUAAAGGAACACAUAGCGCGUGAAGAAAAAUUCAGCACCAGCAUGUUUCGUUAUCAGAGGGUUGUAGUUCCUGAACAAACAAACGGGUCUGAUUGUGGGCUUUUCACAGUGAAAUUCAUUGAGUUUUUACAAGCUCAAUUGAAUAUGGAUUUGAUUCGUCCGGAAUAUAUGUCUAUUUGGAGGAACAAAUUAGCUGCAGAGAUAUUUGCAUGGCACUUUGAUCCGUAGAUUUAGUGAAUGUUUUGAAGUUAUUUUUGUAUUUAGACCUUGGAGAUUGAUUUUGCAACCUAGUAAAUCCUUCAAGUUGAAUGUUAAUUGAAGUGACAGCUUUUAUGUCUUUCAUUUAAAUGUGCUUAUGCAUUUCUAUGAAAAUGGUAAUUUGG